UGACGCCGUGUGCGCAUGCGUGGCAGCCGCCGUCUGAUUCGUGGCGGUGCGGAGUGGGACAUGGCGGCGGCGGAGAGGUGCGGCGGGUGUUGGAGGUGGAUUGUGGUUGCUUCCCUCCUGCUCGUCGUGUUGCAGUCGGCGGGUGCUGCCGUGGCUCCUGCCCUGCCUGUAGUCAUCAACACUUGGGCGUUUAGGAAGGCCGCAGAGACAGCUUGGGGAGUAUUGCAGUUGGGAGGUUCUGAGCUGGAUGCAGUCGAGAGAGGCUGUGGUCAGUGUGAGAUCGACCAGUGUGAUGGGAGCGUGGGAUAUGGAGGAAGUCCAGAUGAAAGUGGAGAAACAACACUGGAUGCAAUGAUUAUGAAUGGCAACACCAUGGAAGUCGGAGCAGUUGCAGAUCUCAGACAUGUAAAAAAUGCAAUCAGUGUAGCACGAAAAGUCAUGGAAUACACUAAGCAUACGUUAUUAGUGGGAGAGUCAGCCUCCCUGUUUGCUGUAAGAAUGGGGUUUCCAUAUGAAGAUUUAACUACCCAAAAAUCUCUUUUGGUGUAUUCAGAGUGGCUUAAUCGGAGCUGUCAGCCAAAUUACUGGAAGAAUGUGAUACCAGACUCUUCAAAAUCCUGUGGACCAUACAAACGACCUGAAAAAGUAACUUAUAAAGAAGAACAGAUCUCACGAAGAAGUUUUCAUAAUCAUGAUACUAUUGGUAUGAUUGUAAUCGGUGGGAGUGGAACUGUUGUUUCUGGGACAUCUACUAAUGGCGCAAUCCACAAAAUUCCAGGCCGUGUAGGAGACUCUCCGAUAGCUGGGGCAGGGUCCUAUGCGGAUAGCACAGCAGGAGGAGCUGCAGCCACUGGGGAUGGUGACAUAAUGAUGCGCUUCUUACCCAGUUAUCAAGCUGUGGAGUAUAUGAGAAUGGGUACAGAUCCGGCAGUAGCCUGUCAGAAAGUUAUCUCCAGAAUCCAGAAAUAUGCUCCAAAAUUCUUUGGUGCUGUCAUAUGUGCCAAUAGAACUGGAAGUUAUGGUGCUGCGUGUAAUAAAAUUCCAGGAUUCACACAGUUUCGCUUCAUGGUUUCUAGUCCUUUGCUAAGUCACCCAACUGAGCAAGUAGUAGAUUGCAUUUAAUUUCUUUUGUCAUAUUAACAUCUAAAUUUAAGACAGAGAAAGUGCUAAGCUUCCCUAGAUGCUGCUUUUUAAAAUGGUUAUUCCAAGGUCUAAUGGCUGUUCUGGUCCCUUCGGUUUUUUAAGAGCUAAGUAGCCAAAAGUGAUGAAUAGUAACCACUGAACUGGACAUUUGCUUUGCCAUUUGGUAACAUAUGUGGCAGAAAUCUGAAAGGAUGUGGAGCAGGAAGGUCUCUGCCUCUACUCAUGAGACUUCUUUUGAGAAGAAUUUUCUAACACAGUCCAGGUUUUCAUUUCUCUUGAAAAGAAAAUUGCAUGCAAAUGCUGACAAGCAAGGAAAGAGGUUUGAAGAGUAGUGGAGACUAUUUCAAAGCUUUAAUUAAGAGGUAAGGAGCAUCUCCUUGUGGACCUUUUUAACUUGUUUCAUGACAGCUGAGAACACAAUUUGAAUAGAGAGGACAUCCAAACAUCCCUAGUAGUACAAGCCUUCAAGAAAUAUUGUGUUGACUCUGACUGGAUGGGAAGACAGUUCAAAACUUUCCUGUCACCUGUUUUAUGUAGUGGAAGUUAUAAAUCUUAAUCACAGUGAUUUCCUUGUCCUUAAUAUGCUGUGCACUUUCCCUAUGGCACAUUUACACUUUCAGAGAAGCAGUUGAAUACCUAAAGCAUGAGAGUUACCUACAGCUGGCAAAGCUGGGUUUGUCACUUUCUGUGUCUAGAUACCAGGAUUCUUUUGUAAUAGAACUUCAGCAUCUUGAGGCUUUUUCCAUGGGUAUUUGAAGAUGUUUGAUUCUUUUCUUAACUUGGAGUCUUGCUGGUCAUUUGAUUGAAUCUUUGCUAAACUUGGGCUAGGAAAAGUUAAAGGGGGGAGCAGGUAAGAUAAGUGUUUUGUCAUAAACUUGAUUUAUUCUUUGUUUACUUGAAUAAAAUUAUUGGGUAAUAAAAGCACACCUUAAUGUAUCAUUUGUAUCAAGGUUGCUUGGAUGCUUCUAUACUGUGCCUUAGAAUGAUUGUUGCCUUAUGUUCCAAGUUGGUAUCUUUAAAAGCUGGAAAAAAAAACAUUCAAACCAGAACAGCUGUCUUUAAUGCCCUGCUGUCGACCUUAACCAACAAAGUAAUUUAUUGGAGGAUUUACUUCUGUCACUGGAUCUUCAGAGCAUCUUGUAGCAGAGUUCACUGUAGGCUACAGCAAGCUUUUGUCAGAGGAGCCCUUACCGAAUAUAUCUCUAGUGGCUUAAGAUAAGUUUUCUACCUGUCAUAUCUACCAUGACUACUGUAUCUUCAGGUAACUCAGGUAAUCAAGUGCAGAUAGAUUAGUAAAAUCCAAGUGACUGUUACUUUGGAGAUAACAUUGUGGAUUGUGAACAUAGAAGGUUCAGUAUGGGCAGCUGAGUGGCAGUGUUUCAAACUGCUGCGGCUGAAUUCACCAGGAUUCAUUUUUGAAAGAGAUGGGAAACAUCCUUGGCUGGCUUUCUAGUGUGCUAGCUAGUGUGUACUACUAGAGGUUAUGAAUGCUCUGUAACAGUGUACCUGAGGUCAUUGUUACAAUUCUAACAUUUCAUCUGUAUGUGAGAGCAAAAUUCCUUGUCUCCAUGAGACAUAUGCAUGACUACAUGUGGUUUAACAAUGUAGGUUGCUUUUUGAUGCUGAAUUCUCAUAAGUGAAAGGGUUAGUUUGUGUAAACUAUUUUAAUGUAUUUUUAAUUCGCCAUUAUAUUAUUUACAAAUUAAACUUAUAAAUGUACCAUUCCAAUGUUAUGAAUAGAAUUCUGAAUUAAAAAAAUAUUGUGCUUAACAUUUUGUCUUUAAAAUACCUCUUUGCAGGUUGUUAGCAGUAGUGCUGUUCUGUUGUGCGUAGCAGAAAGAUGAUUUUUUUUAAGAAAGAUUUUUACAAGAACAAACUCUUGCCAAAACUAAACAAAAACUCUUCAACAAUUUCUUCUGGGGUUGUGGGAAAAAAAAAUCUUACCCAAUUUCAAGGAAUUUAGUAUUUGUAAGUUUAUACUUUCAUUAUGUUUUUGCAUGGCACUAAACUGUUCUUUCAUCAGGCAAUUGGUAUGAACCCUGACAAUGCUUUGUGUCACUUGGUGAAGAAAACUUCCCUGUGAUACCACCAUUGUAGCUUACCAUGGGAAUAAUGUCCUGUCAUCUGUAACUGCCUCAACCGGGAAUAAAUAACAUGUUCAGAGAA
This is a messenger RNA of Melopsittacus undulatus (budgerigar), 3309 nucleotides long. RefSeq names its product aspartylglucosaminidase (gene AGA). Gene Ontology annotation, cellular component: cytoplasm; lysosome. The record is from RefSeq and is a predicted model, not a curated record. NCBI's taxonomy places the organism in Eukaryota, Metazoa, Chordata, Aves, Psittaciformes, Psittaculidae. Gene Ontology annotation, molecular function: asparaginase activity; beta-aspartyl-peptidase activity; N4-(beta-N-acetylglucosaminyl)-L-asparaginase activity. The coding region runs from base 16 to 1122 and encodes 368 amino acids. The transcript has 9 exons. Gene Ontology annotation, biological process: protein deglycosylation.